This is a messenger RNA of Phytomonas sp. EM1, 886 nucleotides long. NCBI's taxonomy places the organism in Eukaryota, Euglenozoa, Kinetoplastea, Trypanosomatida, Trypanosomatidae. The record is from the annotation of a GenBank genome assembly.
GUUAUCGACUAUUCUAGAACCAAGUUUAACCAUUUUAUUGCUCUAUCGUAUACGUAUUGUUAGAAAAAUGGGUUAGUCAUUAAAAGGGUACUUUUUUUUCGUGUACUUUCAAAAACAGCACCAAAAGGGAAUUGCAAGCAAGACGCAAAGGUUGGUCGUUAUACUCAAGAAGAGUGGCUUGGAUAAGCUUUUGGCGCUUUUUCCAUACUCUAUGGCUGCAUUUUUUGAAUGGAGAGGAUUCUCUAUAAUGGCAAGUGACUGCUUGAAACUGGCAAGACAAGUGACGUUUGCGGUAGGACUGAUUUUUUUCUCGAUAGCAUUCGCCGUUUUUGUUGUGGUUUACGCUCCUUUCGUCAGUUAUUUUUUAAAUGCUUUGACCUCACACUUUUUGAAUCGGCGAGCUCCUGUAACCUUAAUCUUGUUUAACGAUGAAACCCUUUCCGUGCUGAACUUGUCAAAUAUGGUUUUCACGGCCGUAUUUAUUCUCCUCAUUGUAACCUUUGUGAUUCUUGACAGAUUGCUCAUUGAGACAAAGGAACUUCUUCGGCAGAAAUCAAAGGCCCCUUCACAGGAUGUCAUAAAUUACUACAACACAAUAGAUCCUGAAAAUGCAAUGCGAAUCAUUAGGAGGUCCAAAAAUCAGCGAAAGCCUCAGUUUUAGCCAUCCCUACAGGGCCUGAAAAGACAAAGCGAUACAACGGUACCUGACUGAGUGUGUACGUGUUUAGUUCCAACCAGAGGUGAAGAGGCACUAUUAUCGGAUGAAAAUAGGCAUUGAGCAAAAAAUCAUACCGUGCUAUUAAUGCUGUGCGAGGAGUUAUUUCCCACAUAUAGUCCUCUGAGUAGUUUAGAAAAGUUGGGAUGCUUGCGUGCUUUCGUUUUUCCA